Lithohypha guttulata is the source of this 447-nucleotide messenger RNA. RefSeq names its product Golgi apparatus membrane protein tvp18 (gene TVP18). Gene Ontology annotation, cellular component: Golgi membrane. The record is from RefSeq and is a predicted model, not a curated record. The coding region runs from base 1 to 447 and encodes 148 amino acids. Lineage: Eukaryota; Fungi; Ascomycota; Eurotiomycetes; Chaetothyriales; Trichomeriaceae. The transcript is spliced from 3 exons. Gene Ontology annotation, biological process: vesicle-mediated transport.
AUGGGAUUCCAGGACGAGCUCAGGUCUCGUAACUUCUCUCUAUAUGCUCAGUGGCUCGGAGUUCUGUCAAUAGUGCUCGGCUUUGCGCUAGGUAUAGCCAACAUAUUCCAUUUCAACCUGCUUAUUCUAUGGAGUAUCAUUUUGCUGUGUUGCGCCUUCAUCCUGGUCUUUGUUGAGAUCCCACUCCUCCUUCGAAUCUGCCCAACCUCUGCCAAAUUCGACGCCAUUGUCCGAACCAUCACCACGAACUACAUGCGCGCUGCAAUGUACGCUGUCAUGGGAGUGUUCCAGAUACUAAGCGCUGCGUACGAUCCUAGCAGUCUUAUCGCUGCAGGCAUCAUCAUGCUGCUUACCGCUUCCUGCUAUGCCGUCGCAGGUCUUAAGAACCAGGAUUUUGUCGCGAGUAAGGCACUGGGAGGCCAAGGCGUCGCGCAGAUGAUCGUCUAA